AAGACAGCGAGGUUUCUGGUCAGGCGCGCGCCGCGGACAGCCCCUGCCUCAGGGGGGUCCUCGGCGGCCCCGGGAAAACCCGGGAGUCGCUGGAAGCCCAAGAUGGCGACAGCGGCCGCGGCAUCGGCUGCUGAACUGGAGGCUGAUCCCAAGGCGGGGCCCGAGGCUGAGGGCGAGGAGGACGAGGCGAAGGCGGACGGGGCCAGGAGGAAGGUGUUCACGCGCGCUGUUGCCACCGCGACCUACAAGUCCAUGGGGCCGGCGUGGGACCAGCACCAGCAGCGGGAGGAAGGCGUGAGCGAGAGCGAUGAGGAUGAGGAGUUCGCCAUGGCCUCCUCGGCGGAGAGCUCCCCCGGCGACGACGAGUGGGAGUACGACGAAGAGGAGGAGAAGACCCAGCUGGAGAUUGAGCGGCUGGAGGAGCAGCUGUCUAUCAACGUCUAUGACUACAACUGCCACUUGGACCUGAUCCGCCUGCUGCGGCUGGAAGGGGAGCUCACCAAAUUGAGGGGGGCCCGCCAGAAGAUGAGCGAGAUCUUCCCUCUGACAGAAGAGCUCUGGCUGGAGUGGCUGCACGACGAGAUCAGCAUGGCUGGGGACAGCCGGGACCGGGAGCAUGUGUACGACCUGUUUGAGAGAGCCGUGAAGGAUUACAUAUGUCCAAACAUUUGGCUCGAGUAUGGCCAGUACUCAGUCGGUGGGAUUGGUCAGAAAGGCGGCCUUGAGAAAGUCCGCUCUGUGUUUGAAAGGGCGCUCUCGUCUGUGGGUUUGCAUAUGACCAAAGGACUGGCCAUCUGGGAGGCGUACCGGGAGUUCGAAAAUGCCAUUGUGGAAGCUGCCCGGCCCAUGGCUGGCUUCCUUUCCCCUUUUGACCGGGAACAAACCUUUGAUUCACAGCUGGAGAAAGUGCACAGUCUCUUCCGGCGACAGCUGGCAAUCCCACUCUACGAUAUGGAGGCAACGUUUGCAGAGUAUGAAGAGUGGUCGGAAGACCCAGUGCCAGAGUCGGUGAUUCAGAGCUACCACAAAGCACUGCAGCAGCUGGAGAAAUACAAACCUUAUGAGGAAGCACUGUUGGAGGCAGAAACUCCCCGGCUGGCCGAAUAUCAAGCAUACAUCGAUUUUGAGAUGAAAAUCGGCGAUCCUGCUCGCAUUCAGUUGAUCUUUGAGCGUGCCCUGGUUGAGAACUGCCUGGUUCCAGACUUGUGGAUCCGUUACAGUCAGUACCUAGACCGGCAGCUGAAAGUCAAGGACUUGGUUUUAUCCGUACACAGUCGUGCUGUCAGGAACUGCCCCUGGACGGUGGCCCUGUGGAGUCGGUACCUCUUGGCCCUGGAAAGACAUGGAGUUGACCAUCAAGUGAUCUCUGUGACCUUCGAGAAAGCUUUGAGUGCUGGCUUCAUUCAGGCCACCGACUAUGUGGAGAUCUGGCAAGCAUACCUUGACUACCUGAGGAGAAGGGUUGAUUUCAAACAAGACUCCAGUAAAGAGCUGGAGGAGUUGCGGUCCGCCUUCGCCCGUGCUUUGGAGUAUCUGCAGCAGGAGGUGGAAGAACGUUUCAAUGAGAGUGGGGAUCCAAGCUGCAUGAUCAUGCAGAACUGGGCCAGGAUCGAGGCUCGGCUGUGUAAUAACAUGCAAAAGGCUCGGGAGCUCUGGGACAGCAUCAUGACCAAAGGAAACGCCAAGUACGCCAACAUGUGGCUUGAGUAUUACAGCCUGGAAAGGGCGCACGGCGACACCCAGCACUGCAGGAAGGCUCUGCACCGCGCCGUCCAGUGCACCAGUGACUACCCAGAGCACGUCUGUGAAGUGCUGCUCACCAUGGAGAGGACAGAAGGUACUUUGGAAGACUGGGAUAUAGCUGUUCAGAAAACCGAAACUCGCUUAGCCCGUGUGAAUGAGCAGAGGAUUAAGGCUGCGGAGAAGGAAGCCACCCUCGCCCAGCAAGAGGAGGAGAAGGCUGAGCUCCGGAAGAAGGCCCGGGCCGAGAAGAAGGCGCAGAGAAAGAAAAAGACCAGAGGCGCAGACAAGCGCAAAGCAGAUGAGGACAAUGAGAAUGAGUGGGGCGACGAGGACGAAGAGCGGCCUUCCAAGCGCAGGAAGCUGGAGAACAGCGUCCCCGCAGCCGCGGAGGCCCCGGAGGCCCCGGACCUGGCAGCGGAAACGGGUCUCUUUGGGAAAAGCGCCUCUGCAGACGACACCCCCGCCUCGAAGCAGAAGGAGAGGGCCGCCGCCCCGAAGAAGGACGUGCCCAAGGUGCCCCACGACAGCAGCAAGGACAGCGUCACCGUCUUUGUCAGCAACCUGCCCUACAGCAUGGCGGAGCCCGACGAGAAGCUGCGGCCGCUCUUCGAGGCCUGCGGGGAGGUGGCCGAGGUCCGCCCCAUCUUCAGCAACCGGGGCGACUUCCGGGGCUACUGCUACGUGGAGUUCAAGGAGGAGCAGGCGGCCCUGCAGGCGCUGCGGUUGGACCGGAGGGACGUAGGCGGGAGGCCAAUGUUCGUUUCCCCCUGCGUGGACAAGAGCAAAAACCCUGACUUUAAGGUGUUCCGGUACAGCACUGCCCUGGAGAAACACAAGCUGUUCAUCUCGGGCCUGCCCUUCUCCUGCACUAAAGAGGAGCUCGAAGAGAUCUGCCAGGCUCAUGGCACCGUGAAGGACAUCAGGCUGGUUACCAACCGGGCUGGCAAGCCGAAGGGCCUGGCCUACGUGGAGUACGAAAACGAGUCCCAGGCGUCACAGGCGGUCAUGAAGAUGGAUGGCAUGACUAUCAAAGAGAAUGUCAUCAAAGUGGCCAUCAGCAACCCCCCUCAGAGGAAAGUUCCGGAGAAGCCAGAGGCAAGGAAAGGACCAGGGGGCCCCACUGCGCCCCGGCAGACAUAUGGAGCGCGGGGGAAGGGAAGGACCCAGCUUUCCAUGCUGCCCCGCGCCCUGCACCGCCCGAGCGCCACUGGAGCCCAGGCCGAGAACGGCCCCGCCUCCAAGCCCGCGGCCACCGCCUCCGAGGUCACCGAGGCUCCCAAGAUGUCCAAUGCCGACUUUGCCAAGCUGCUUCUGAGAAAGUGAACGGGACUUGGAGAAGGGAGAUGCCUGCCUCCUUGCUGCCGGAGGCCCACCACCACCCAGCUGCACCGGGCACGGGAGGGCCCGAGGCAGCGCGGUGUCCCUGGCCUAGACAGAAGGGGGACGGGUGCCGAGCAGAGGCUGUCAGUGUUCCCUCACAUUGAGGGUGACAGGGAAACAGUCACUCCACGGCCUGGGCACCAGGGAUCGUUUCUAAGAUAUUUUUUGUCUUUAAGAGAAACGGGAGUGAAACUGGGACACACCCUUUGAGACACAUCUGUCCAAAUGUUUCACCAGCUCAGGCCCCUUCUUAUAAGACAUUUCUCUUACUCUGCACAGUCCGUAUGCCUGUCACUCUUUUAUAAAGGACGAAACGGCAAAAGCUAGCAAUUCACCAGAAUGGCCUAUUUUAGUAAAGGGGUGGGCAAGUCACCUGAAAAACAUGUGGUGGAUUUUUGUCUUAGGGGCUGUGCAUUUUUAUAUUAUGUAUUUGUGACACAUCAAUUCACUGUUUCCUCAAAGCAAAAUAUGUGACAUUUGUUUUGUACAGGAAUUCUGUGCGCCACCUGCCGUGGACCAUUUUCUUUGCCUCGUGAAUAGUGGGCUGUGUUGUUCUUUGUCUAAAUAUUGAGUUUCAGCCCUUAGGUUUUGUUUAAAUGCCAUGUCAGUGCAAACUUCAACUUUCCUCAUGUAGCUUUGUUUAUUAAACCGAAGUUCUCUUAAGAACCUCUUGCAGAAUGGUGCUCCGCUGUGCAUUCCAACUUGGGUGUGUUUUGAAAUUCGUGUACCUUGCUUUACCUGGCGGGUGUGUAAGUAGAACUUUUAAAUCAAAGUGACUGGGGUUUGACUUACAAGUCUUUUCAGCUGUGGUGUGUCUUCAGCUUUAACCUUCAUAAAGAAGAGGGCUGAAGUCCUGACACAACCCCUCCUGCAUCCUCCUGACAAUGGGACCACCUCUUGAAAAAGACAACAUAGUCUCAGGCAUUUAAUAUAAUAAAAAUACUUUAUUAGAGUCAGUUAUUUAAAAUAAUGUCCUUCACAUAUAGCUAAAGUGCCAAUUUCCAUAGUAAAAGCAAGGACUUCCAUCAGGCUUCCUUGGUGAGCUUUAUAAAAUCAAGACGACAGAUUUAAGGUUAAAUACCGUAUGGCAGCACACAAGUAUGAAAAUACUUUUAUAAAGGUCUGAGUAAUUAUCACUUGGGGCCAUUUCCUACAUCUUUAUACUUAUUUUCCAGAAAACCAUUCUGAAUGUGCUUGUUCAACAAUUAACUAUAAUCUAAACACUUGCUACAUAAGAGCAGUGACCUCAUUACUAUCAGGAUCUGAAUUCUCACAUCAGAGACAACAUCUUUUCACCGACAUUCAAAGUGCAGCGCAGGGUUAGGCAUCACGGCUCUGCCCAUUCUCACUCAGCAGCAGCAGCUGUAAUGGCACCUGAGCCGUAUGUGAUUGAAAGAGGAGAGUCUACGUCAUAGGAGGACAGCUUGCCCAUGUGACAUAAAACAUUUAUAAGUUAGGAAAGUAAGGCCACUCCAAGACGAUCUAUUCUGCCUCCCCCAGGGGGAGGCUGGACAAACAGGGGCUGUGGGAAGGGGGACAGGUGAGCAGGUGCUGUGCUCGGAGGGUUUUUGUGGUUUAGCAUAAACUGGUGCUCUAACGAACUCACUGAGAUGCUGACACGGCAUCUGAUUUCUUUAACAUCUACCGAUAGGAGAUGCUGAACUCGGGGGGUGAGGGCAGACUCGCGCGACUGCACGAUACCUGGCUGGCAGCAGGAUCAGCUGUUUGGUGAAAGCCCAGGGAGCUGUCAGACUAACACAGCUGGUCUGAGUUGCUGCAAAUGAAGUGAGAGAAACAUCAACAGACAAACCAGGGUGGCCGUUCCCUUAUUAGAAAAAUAACCUCUGACACUAGAGUCUGCAAACUAUGGCUCUUCCCUGAAGUAAGCAAGGUAAAACUACAAAUGGCAACACUCAUUUCUUUCAUUUUGGAUCUCGGAAGUUUGCCCUGACAGAAUUAGACACACGACUAACACCUCUACGAAAGCAAGCUUUCAAUCAUUUCUCGAAAUUGGGAUCAGGUUUUCCCGGGAGUGCUGACCUCCAGGCAGUCAACAGAGCUUUCCAGCCGGCCUCAGAGGAUUCGUCCUGUCUCUGGACCUCACCCCCGUGUUGGCCUCUCCUUUCCUUAGUGCAAAUUCUGCUCCAGAACUGGUCUGGUCAUGCAAGGAGCACGGGUGCCCCCACUGCCUGCUGGGACCACCACACGAUGGGCCGCCAGCACGGACGGCAGACACUUACUGGCUCAAAAGAAGAAAAUAAAUAACUUGGCUGAAUUAUAAGUUAUCUUAGAGACGAGGCUUAAUAACUUAGUUAUUUUCUUU
Molecule: messenger RNA, 5446 nt
Organism: Pipistrellus kuhlii (Kuhl's pipistrelle)
Lineage: Eukaryota; Metazoa; Chordata; Mammalia; Chiroptera; Vespertilionidae
Gene: SART3
Product: spliceosome associated factor 3, U4/U6 recycling protein
Exons: 19
Coding region: 103-3066 (987 amino acids)
Biological process (GO): mRNA splicing, via spliceosome
Cellular component (GO): cytoplasm; ASAP complex; nucleoplasm
Molecular function (GO): protein binding; RNA binding
Source: RefSeq, a predicted model, not a curated record